Messenger RNA from Zerene cesonia (dogface butterfly), 725 nucleotides. RefSeq lists its product as uncharacterized. The transcript has a single exon. Bases 47 to 457 code for a protein of 136 amino acids. Lineage: Eukaryota; Metazoa; Arthropoda; Insecta; Lepidoptera; Pieridae. The record is from RefSeq and is a predicted model, not a curated record.
GAUAUCUGCAACAUAAUAAAAAAUACAAUUAUAACAAAAAACUUUCAUGUAUUUACACUUAUCAUCAACACUAAAUAAUAUUUCUGAUUUUACAGAAAAAGCUUUAAGGAAAAAAUGGAAGAAUAUUCGGGACCAAUUUAUGAAAGAAGUUAAGAAAAUUCCGGUUUCUCGUUCUGGUGAUGCUGGAACAGAUCAAAUCACUUCAAUGUGGCCAUAUUUUCAAAUGAUGCUGUUCAUAAAAGAUGACGUUACCCCAGAAAUAAAUGAAGGCAAUUUAGAUGAAUGUACUGAAGAAAACUGCAAUAAUAAUGAUGAUGAUGAUUAUGAGCGGUCCUCGACUCCCCAAUCCAUAGCUGGUACAUCUUCAAGUACACAAUAUACGAGCACCAAACGCAAACGUGCACAAGAUCUAAGACAGGAAUUUAUGGAAUUGGAGAAGAAAAAAUUGGAUUUAUAACAACUUAAACUGUCACAAGGCGAAAGACAAGAACAAGAAUGCGAAGAUCUAUUAUUUUUUAAAAGUUUGUUGCCGUACAUGAAAGAAUUAUCUCCGAUGCAAAAACUACGUGCCAGAAACAAUAUUACGAAAGUUAUUAUGGACGAAAUGAAUAAUAGCAUGACUCAGUCUUACCAUGGAUACAAUACAUACGAUUAUAACACAACUAAUUAUGGAAAUUAAAAUUUGUAUAAUUGAUAACUAUAAAUAUUAAUUAAAAACUAAAAUA